Coregonus sp. 'balchen' is the source of this 20507-nucleotide messenger RNA. NCBI's taxonomy places the organism in Eukaryota, Metazoa, Chordata, Actinopteri, Salmoniformes, Salmonidae. The record is from the annotation of a GenBank genome assembly.
AUGACAAAAGUGCAACCUGCAAACCCCAUCAGUGGCUUUCCUUACUGUUAUAAUUUGAGGUAUACUGUAUUGGUUUGAAGGUAUAGACAUGCAAAAUAGUAUUAUAAUGUACGUCGUCCAUCCCCUAUGUGAUGUAGUACCACUAUUGUUUUCUUACUGCUUAUAAUUACAGCCAGGUUCUCCCAUCCAAGUAUUUUUUGUGUGAUGUCAUUUUUCAUGUCACUCAAACAAUCCUUAUUUUCCAAACAUGUAUAUCAAAAUAUUCUCACUGAUACAGGUCUGCAGGUCAAAUAUUCAGUUCAAAUACAAUUUUAUACCAACCUCAAAACAGUGUUAUAGAUAUGUGUCUUAUGAACCAUUUCCCUUUGUGUUCCAGGUCUCCAGGUCAUCUUUCCAGAGUACCUCCAGGAGAAGUUUGUCCAGUCGGCUCUGAGCUACAUCAUGUGUAACGGGGAGGGGGAGUACGUCUGCCAGAACAGCCAAUGUAUCUGCAUGUGUGCUGACGAGUACCCACAAUGCAACUGUCCUAUCACUGACAUCCAGAUCAUGGAGAACACCCUGCUUGGGCAGGCGGAGUCCUGGGCUACCUCUUACAAGGACUUUGAGAACUCAGGUAAGCAGGGAAGGAUAUGGUAGCAAAUUCUAGUUUACUGUAAGUCUUGUUAGACUACUGUACAGUCUACUAUAGUUUUGUUCAGCCAUGUGUCUUCGUCCACAAACACGAUGGUUGUGGUAAGUGAUGUUACUGUUGAGUUCAGGUAACAUAUUAAUUAACAUCAUGCUUUGGAUUGCAAUUUAAUGUUAUUUUAGCCCAUCCAGCAACUAUAUUCCUAAAGUAAGGAAGAAACAAAGAUAUAGUGGCUUGCAAAAGUAUUCACCCCCUUGGCAUUUUUCCUAUUUUGUUGCCUUACAACCUUGAAUUAAAAUGGAUCUUUUGGGCAGGUUGUAUAAUUUGAUUUACACAACAUGCCUACCACUUUGAAGAUGCAAAAUAUUUUUUAUUGUGAAAAAAACAAGAAAUAAGACAAAAAAACAGAAAACUUGAGCGUGCAUAACUAUUCACCCCCCCCCCAAAGUCAAUACUUUGUAGAGCAACCUUUUGCAGCAAUUACAGCUGCAAGUCUCUUGGGGAAUGUCUCUAUAAGCUUGGCACAUCUAGCCACAGGGAUUUUUGCCCAUUCUUCAAUGCAAAACUGCUCCAGCUCCUUCAAGUUGGAUGGGUUCUGCUGGUGUACAGCAAUCUUUAAGUCAUACCACAGAUUCUCAAUUUGAUUGAGGUCUGGGCUUUGACUAGGCCAUUCCAAGACAUUUAAAUGUUUCCCCUUAAACCACUAGAGUGUUGCUUUAGCAGUAGGCUUAGGGUCAUUGUCCUGCUGGAAGGUGAACCUCCGUCCCAGUCUCAAAUCUCUGGAAGACUGAAACAGGUUUCCCUCAAGAAUUUCCCUGUAUUUAGCGCCAUCCAUCAUUCCUUCAAUUCUGACCAGUUUCCCAGUCCUUGCCGAUUAAAAACAUCCCCACAGCAUGAUGCUGCCACCACCAUGCUUCACUGUGGGGAUGGUGUUUUCGGGUGAUGAGAGGUGUUGGGUUUGCGCCAGACAUAGCGUUUUCCUUUAUGGCCAAAAAGCUCAAUUUUAGUCUCAUCUGACCAGAGUACCUUCUUCCAUACGUUUCGGGAGUCUCCCAAAUGCCUUUUGGCGAACACCAAACGUGUUUGCUUAUUUCUUUAAGCAAUGGCUUUUUUCUGGCCACUCUUCGUAAAGCCCAGCUCUAUGGCUUAAAGUGGUCGUAUGGACAGAUACUCCAAUCUCCGCUGUGGAGCGUUGCAGCUCCUUCAUGGUUAUCUUUGGUCUCUUUGUUGCCUCUCUGAUGAAUGCCCUCCUUGCCUGGUCCGUGAGUUUUGGUGGGCGGCCCUCUCUUGGCAGGUUUGUUGUGGUGCCACAAUCUUUCCAUCUUUUAACAAUGGAUUUAAUGGUGCACCGUGGGAUGUUCAAAGUUUUGGAUGUUUUUUUAGAAUCUAACCCUGACCUGUACUUUUUCACAACUUUGUCCCUGACCUGUUUGGAGAGCUCCUUGGUCUUCAUGGUGCCGCUUGCUUGGUGGUGCCCCUUGCUUAGUGGUGUUGCAGACUCUGGGGCCUUUCAGAACAGGUGUAUAUAUACUGAGAUCAUGUGACAGAUCAUGUGACAAUUAGAUCCACACAGGUGGACGUUAUUUAACUAAUUAUGUGACUUCUGAAGGUAAUUGGUUGCACCAGAUCUUAUUUAGGGGCUUCAUAGCAAAGGGGGUGAAUACAUAUGCAUGCACCACUUCUCCUUUAUUUUUUAUAUUUUUCAUUUCACUUCACCAAUUUGGACUAUUUUGUGUAUGUCCAUUACAUGAAAUCCAAAUAGAAAUCCAUUUAAAUUACAGGAUGUAAUGCAACAAAAUAGGAAAAACACCAAGGGGAUGAAUACUUUUGCUAGGCACUGUAUUUGCCUUAGAUUCAGGUUAAAUUAACUAAGAUAGCAAUAAAGAAGAUAACAAAUGAUAAGGAUAUCCCAUGACUAGGCUCCUCUCUUGGCUUCCCUCUCCGGUUUGCGUAGAGGCCAAUUAUGACUAUAGGACCAUUUGCAUAUGGAUCUCAGCUAGGCUCUAAUGACCGGUCUUAAGCCAGGGCUACUUCCACUGAUCUGUCCUCAAACAAAACACCAGAUGCAGGUCUUUACAGCAUCCAAUAUCCACAGCAAACAGUGAUAUAAUGGUAUAUCCACUGACAGUAAGCUCUAAAUCCAGCAGUUUUUUAUUCAGAUGUCGUCAUUUUACGUGAGUCACCUUCCAUAGAAUACACCACAUAAAGCGUGCAUGUUAACUUCUUGGAGCCAAUCUGCAAUAAAGUGUGGUAUGAAUAAUUCAGCGGCCCAUUCAAACGCCUUCUGGUUUAGAAGAAGGCUCUAGCAGUUAAUUGUAACAGUCAAUUCUCUCUACACCCCUCAGUCAAGUUUCACUAAUCAUGCCAUAGGCUAAAUGUGUGUGAGGAGCCAUUGUCACUCAGUCACAUAGGGAAGCCACCCACCAUGCAAUCAGUACAGGCCACUACAUGAACCCAAGGGUGAAACAAUAACUUCUGUAGAUUUUUCAAUGCAUGGCAUUAAUGUGAGAUGAACCCACUGCAUUAUAUAGCUUGCAAAAUAGAAGAUGUGACCUUGAAAGAUAUGUGUGUGUUUGUGUGUUUGUGUGUGUGUGUGUGUGUGCGCGUGUGUGUGUUAAGGGUAAUGGUUUUGAUGUGUGACUAUUUGGUGUGUGGGUGUGACUAUUUGGUGUGUGUGUGUUAGUGUGUGUACAUUUGUGCGCAUGGAUGCACGUGUGUGUAUGCGUGUGAGCCUGUGUGUGUUGAAUAUUUGUCUCAAGCAGCAAGCAAUUCUUCAAAACCGAUGGCAUCAUUAUAAAACUGUUACAAUUAAAACUCAAUCUGCAUCGUUUCAGUUGGUGAAACCCCAUCAACAAGCCACCAUAUUCCACAUGCCUAGUGAAUGACCCAUAUAGAGGGGCGGUUAUGUCUGGCCACACACAUAUACACACACAUACUCAGCCACAUCCCCUGUCUCAUCCCCUACUGAUCAAGUCAGAGUAGUGAAGUACAGAGGAUGUUGGACCGGGAUACUCCCAAAGGGAGUCGCUCAGUAUCCACCUGACGGGGCUCAUACUCAUAUAUUAUUAACAAGUAAUAAAAGGAGACAAAUAAAACCUGACAGCCAUACAUAUAUAUUUAUAUAUUAUAGAGGACACAAAUUGAGUUUGAGUCGCUCAAGGUCAUUGGCUGCAAUAUAUCCACUGAAGAGAUUUCUAAGAUGAAGUGCCUACAGUAUCAGAUAGCCAUUUUUAAAAGAAUACAUAGAAGGGGAGAAAAUUGUGUAUUCCUAUUUAAAGGUAGACUACGAUUUGACGCUGAUGCAGAAAGUACAUUUCUGCAACAACUAAGAGCAUUGAAGCAUGACCCACUGGGCACAGACAUCAGUUCAAUGUCUAGUUUUGAUUUACAUUUGGUUGAGUUGUCAAUUAACGUGAAUACAACGUGAAAUCAACAAAAAAUAUCACAAUGUCAUUGGAUUUACUGUAGGUUCAAAGUUGGGUGAAAAAGAGACACAAUUCAACGUUGAUUCAAUGUCAUCACUUAUCAUUUUUGGCUUCUUGGAAUGACAUGGAAACAACAUUGAUUCAACCAGUUUUUGACCAGUGGUGAAGCUAAACUUCUCUGCUGUUUUGGUCCCCUGGCUACCAAGCUCUAAUAGCGUAAAGCGAACCUGUGCACAUCCGCAGAUACAGUGAAUGAAUGUGUAAGAUGGAAAUCUUGCAUCUCGCUCAUCUCAAUAUCUGCGGUGCUGCUUGUGGUAACGUCAUUUUGCUGAGUCUACCUUUAAUGAGAGUAUUUUGUUUGAUCAGAUGUAUUAUAAUCAUGUAUGCCAAUGGUAUUUUGAGAGCUUAAUUCAAGGCAUGUAAUGCGUCAUGAUACACGCAAGCUUCCUUGUUCAGGAAAACAACACCUGAGAACAGAAAGCACAGGAAGGAGACUGAUCCAAGGUUGCUCUGACAACAGACAAUCUUUGUCUGUGUCCCUCAAGAUCUCUUACACACACUCCUUCCCUCUCCCUCCUCUAGAUGAGUUUAAGUCGUUCCUGAAGAGGCUGCCCUCCACCCACUUCCUGCCGGUCAGCAGUGUCCACCUCCUGUGGGGCAGUGACUGGGACCUGCAGGCCCGCUACCGCCUGCUCCAGAGCUCCCUGGAGACCCAGAGGCUCAAGAUCCAGCGCACCGCCCGCAAGCUCUUUGGCCUCAGCAUCCGCUGCCACCACAACCCCAACCACCAGAUGCCUAGGGAGAGGUGGGUCUAAGAAGCAGUAAAAAGGCAUUAUGUAACCCUGCUGCAUUGUGUUGUAAUGUGUUGUUUUGAUGAUGCAGAAUUUUGGUGCCAAUGCUGUGGACCACGGUAUCAUGAAAGGUAACUUAGAAAUUUAGAUAAACUGCAACCAAGGUGACAAAAUUAAUCUGUGAGAGAACUCUGUUAGGUAGGGGAUUUUCUGUAUUCCGUAUCAGUAAUGCCUGUUGAAGUACUGUAUGCGAAAACUUUAUGAUACAGUACAUGAUGCUUUUUGACUUUGAAUUUCCCGGCUCUUAUAGUUCGGUCCAUGAAAUCAUGUAAACGCCCAAUGAACCCCAGUCCUACCUAGUAUUUCACAAUGCAGGAUGAAAAAUAAUCUAACCAUGGGAGCUCUCUGGCCGGGUCAGUGCACAAUGUGCCAUCACCUACUGUGACUGCAGAUAGCACGCUUUGCUGCACACAUGGCACUGUGUUAAUGCUAAUGCUGUCUGAAAUGCAUUCUAAAAUGGAGUCAUUCCACCCCAUAAUAUACCAGACAACAUGGAGAAAAAUAGCACACUAAAUACCAGACAUAAAAAUAAAUAAAUAAUAAUGUUACAGCUGCGUGGAAUGUCAAUAUACAAAUAUAAACAGAGAAAAUCCUCAAAAUAUUCAGUUAUGUGGUUAAGGAACGCACAGCUGUCAACUGUCACUAAGGUAGAAGGAACAAACCCACGCUAGGAUGCAAGCUUUGGCAAAGGGUUUGUUCAGAAGUGUUAUCAAAGCAGUGCAGUGCACACUCCGUGCUCGGCAGAGCACACAUCAAGGACGCCUGACGGCACUGUGAAGAGAUACUGUGUUUGUUUAUUUGUUUUUACAUAUGUGUGUGUGUGUUUAUGUGUGAGUGAAUUAUUGUGUGUCUGUGUAUGUAUAUAUGUGUGUGUGUGUGCUCAUGCAUCCGUGUCAGUGAGAGAUGCACUAUGCCAAUAGGCAUCCUCCCUUCAGACCAGGACCCACAUCAGUGUUACUCUUUGAUACCACCAAUGCAGCGUACACUAAGCAUACCGAGAUACUAGUGUUUGUAGUAUCUUUCCUCUGUAGACAUACAGUACACAGGGCUGAUAUGACACAUGUGUAGUCCCUUGCUGUGGGGCUCAGUUCAAGGCACAGGUUUAACAAUUGGUGUUUAUAUUUAAGCACACAGAUUAUCAGGUGGGUUUACUAUGUACUCCCACAUCUGUUAGGAUGAGUUGGGGUGAUAUCUUCUUCCAAAUGUCAUGUACAGUACCAGUCAAAAGUUUGGACACACCUAUUCAUUCAAGGGUUUUUCUUUAUUUUUACUAUUUUCUAAAUUGUAGAAUAAUAGUGAAGACAUCAAAACUAUGAAAUAACACAUAUGGAAUCAUGUAGUAACCAAAAAAGUGUUCAACAAAUCAAAAUGACAGCUUUGCACACUCUUGGCAUUCUCUCAACCAGCUUCACCUGGAAUGCUUUUCCAACAGUCUUGAAGGAGCUUUUCCUUCACUCUGCCGUCCAAUUCAUCCCAAACCAUCUCAAUUGGGUUUAGGUCGGGGGAUUGUGGAGGCCAGGUCAUCUGAUGCAGCACUCCAUCACUCUCCUUCUUGGUAAAAUAGCCCUUACACAGCCUGGAGGUGUGUUGGGUCAUUGUCCUGUUGAAAAACAAAUGAUAGUCCCACUAAGCCCAAACCAGAUGGGAUGGCGUAUCGCUGCUGAAUGCUGUGGUAGCAAUGCUGGUUAAGUGUGCCUUGAAUUCUAAAAAAAUCACAGACAAUGUCACCAGCAAAGCACCCCCACACCAUAACACAUCCUCCUCCAUGCUUUACGGUGGGAACUACACAUGCAGAGAUCAUCCGUUCACCCACACCACGUCUUAGAAAGACACAGCGGUUAGAAUCAAAAAUCUCCAAUUUGGACUCCAGACCAAAGGACAUUUUCCCACUGGUCUAAUGUCUAUUGCUUGUGUUUCUUGGCCCAAGCAGGUCUCUUCUUCCUAUUGGUGUCCUUUAGUAGUGGUUUCUUUGCAGCAAUUCGACCAUGAAGGCCUGAUUCACACAGUCUCCUCUGAACAGUUGAUGUUGAGAAGUGUCUGUGACUUUAACUCUGUGAAGCAUUUAUUUGGGCUGCAAUUUCUGAGGCUGGUAACUCUAAUGAACUUAUCCUCUGCAGCAGAGGUAACUCUGGGUCUUCCAUUCCUGUGGUGGUCCUCAUGAGAGCCAGUUUCAUCAAAGCGCUUGAUGGUUUUUGCGACUGCACUUGAAGAAACUUUCAAAGUUCUUGAAAUGUUCCGUAUUGACUGACAUUCAUGUCUUCAAGUAAUGAUGGACUGUUGUUUCUCUUUGCUUAUUUGAGCUGUUCUUGUCAUGAUAUGGACUUGGUCUUGGACUAUCUUCUGUAUACCCCCCUACCUUGUCACAACACAACUGAUUGGCACCAACGCAUUAAGAAGGAAAGAAAUUCCACAAAUUAUCUUUUAAGAAUGCACACCUGUUAAUUGAAAUGCAUUCCAGGUAACUACCUCAUGAAGCUGGAUGAGUGAAUGUCAAGAGUGUGCAAAGCUGUCAUCAAGGCAAAGGGUGGCUUUUUGAAGAAUCUCAAAUAUAAAAUACAGUUGAAGUCGGAAGUUUACAUACACCUUAGCGAAAUACAUUUAAACUCAGUUUUUCACAAUUCCUGACAUAUAAUCCUAGUAAAAAAAUCCAUUUUUUAGGUCAGUUAAGAUCACCACUUUAUUUUAAGAAUGUGAAAUGUCAGAAUAAUAGUAGAGAGAAUUAUUUAUUUUAGCUUUUAUUUCUUUCAUCACAUUCCCAGUGGGUCAGAAGUUUGCAUACACUCAAUUAGUAUUUGGUAGCAUUGCCUUUAAAUUGUUUACCUUGGGUCAAACGUUUCGGGUAGCCUUCCACAAGCUUCCCACAAUAAGUUGGGUGAAUUUUGGCCCAUUCCUCCUGACAGAGCUGGUGUAACUGAGUCAGGUUUGUAGGCCUCCUUGCUCGCACACGCGUUUUCAGUUCUGCCCACAAAUGUUCUAUUGGAUUGAGGUCAGGGCUUUGUGAUGGCCACUCCAAUACCUUGACUUUGUUGUCCUUAAGCCAUUUUGCCACAACUUUGGAAGUAUGUUUGGGGUCAUUGUCCAUUUUGAAGACCCAUUUGCGACCAAGCUUUAAAUUCCUGACUGAUGUCUUGAGAUGUUGCUUCAAUAUAUCCACAUAAUUUUCCUUCCUUAUGACGCCAUCUAUUUUGUGAAGUGCACCAGUCCCUCCUGCAACAAAGCACCCCCACAGCAUGACGCUGCCACCCCCGUGCUUCAUGGUUGGGAUGGUGUUCUUCGGCUUGCAAGUCCCCCCUUUUUCCUCCAAACAUAACAAUAGUUCUAUUUUUCUUUCAUCAGACCAGAGAACAUUUCUCCAAAAAGUACGAUCUUUGUCCCCAUGUGCAGUUGCAAACCGUAGUCUGGCUUUUUUAUGGCGGUUUUGGAGCAGUGGCUUCUUCAUUGCUGAGCGGCAUUUCAGGUUAUGUCGAUAAAGGACUUGUUUUACUUUGGAAAUAGAUACAUUUGUACCUGUUUCCUCCAGCAUCUUCACAAGGUCCUUUGCUGUUGUUCUGGCAUUCAUUUGCACUUUUCGCACCAAAGUACGUUCAUCUCUAGGAGACAGAUCGCGUCUCCUUCCUGAGCGGUAUGACGGCUGCGUGGUCCCAUGGUGUUUAUACUUGUGUACUAUUGUUUGUACAGAUGAACGUGGUACCUUCAGGCAUUUGGAAAUUGCUCCCAAGGAUGAACCAGACUUGUGGAGGUCUACCAUUUUUUUCUGAGGUCUUGGCUAAUUUCUUUUGAUUUUCCCAUGAUGUCAAGCUAAGAGGCACUGAGUUUGAAGGUAGGCCUUGAAAUACAUCCACAGGUACACCUUCAAUUGACUCAAAUGAUGUCAAUUAGCCUAUCAGAAGCUUCUAAAGCCAUGACAUCGUUUUCUGGAAUUUUCCAAGCUGUUUAAAGGCACAGUCAACUUAGUGUAUGUAAACGUCUGACCCACUGGAAUUGUGAUACAGUGAAUUAUUGUCACGUUCGUUCAUGAACUGGUCAGACCAAGGCGCAGCGUGAUAUGCGUACAUGUUUAUUUUAAUGAAUAAACAUCCGACAAAACAAUAAACAAACGAAACGUGAAGUCCAAGGUAGAACACAAAACAUACCUACACAGAACAAGAUCCCACAACCCACUAAUGCCAAUAGGCUACCUAAGUAUGGGCCCCAAUCAGAGACAACGAGCGACAGCUGCCUCUGAUUGGGAACCACACCGGCCAACAUAGAUCUAGACGAUCUAGAUCUAAACCUAGAAAAUACAACAUAGAACAUACCACACAGAAAAGACACACCCUGACUCAACAAAUACGAGUCCCCAGAGUCAGGGCGUGACAGUAACCCCCCCCAAAGGUGCGGACUCCGACCGCACAACAUAAACAUAACAGGGUAGGAGCUGGCGACGCGCACCACUGGCUUGGUGCGAGGGGCAGGAACAGGCCGGGCCGGGCUGGUGACGCGCACCACUGGCUUGGUGCGAGGGGCAGGAACAGGCCGGGCCGGCGACGCGCACCACUGGCUUGGUGCGAGGGGCAGGAACAGGCCGGACCGGGCUGGCGACGCGCACCACUGGCUUGGUGCGAGGGGCAGGAACAGGCCGGGCCGGCGACGCGCACCACUGGCUUGGUGCGAGGGGCAGGAACAGGCCGGACCGGGCUGGCGACGCGCACCACUGGCUUGGUGCGAGGGGCAGGAACAGGCCGGGCCGGGCUGGCGACGUGCACCACUGGCUUGGUGCGAGGGGCAGGAACAGGCCGGGCCGGGCUGGCGACGCGCACCACUGGCUUGGUGCGAGGGGCAGGAACAGGCCGGGCCGGGCUGGCGACGCACACCACUGGCUUGGUGCGAGGGGCAGGAACAGGCCGGGGCGGGCUGGCGACGCACACCACUGGCUUGGUGCGAGGGGCAGGAACAGGCCGGGCCGGGCUGGCGACGCACACCACUGGCUUGGUGCGAGGGGCAGGAACAGGCCGGGCCGUACUGGGAACACGCACCACUGGCUUAGUGCGGGAAGCAGGAACAGGACGGGCCGGACUGGCAACGCGCACCACUGGCUUGGUGCGAGGGUCAGGAACGGGUCGGGCCGUACUGGGAACACGCACCACUGGCUUAGUGCGGGAAGCAGGAACGGGCCGGACCGGACUGGCGACACGCACCACUUGCUUGGUGCGAGGAGCGGGACUGGGUUCCUUUAUUAACCCCCGCUCCUUCUGCUGCCUAACCAGCUCCUCUCGCCGUGCCUCUACACUUUCCUUCUACCUUAUAGCCUCCUGUAGCGCCUCCCUCUGACCGAAUAACUCCUGCUCCCUCUGAACCAAUAGCCCCCGUAACAUGGUGGCCUCCUCUCCUAACCUGCAGACCCGCCCUUUAACGGCCUCCUGCUGCCUCGUCGUCCACACCGUGUGCCCCCCCCCCCCCCCAAAAUGUUCUUGGGGUUGCCUCUCGGGUCUCCGUCGUCGGCACUCCUCUUCCUGUGAGGACUCCUCCGGGAGCCCCCACGAGUUAGGGAACAGAACCUCGUCAUCCUCCGACUCCUCAGUAUAAUACUGUUCCCACUCCUCUUCCCAUGGUCUUAGGGACGCAAUCUGAAAACCGACCGGGUGCAGUGGUCGGGGCUCUUCUCUCUCGCUCCCCGACCACCCCUUUAGCCCCCCAAUUUUUUUUUAUUGGGGCUGUCUCUCUGGCUUCCUCCUCGACCGGCGUCCUCUGCGUUGCCGUUGCUCCUCUCCUGCCUGGGUAUCUACCUUCGCCCAUGGCCCUUUCCCCGCGAAUAUCUCUUCCCAUGACCACAAUUUGCCCACCUGGGACAUGGCUAUUCGCUCCUCCUGGGCACGCUGCUUGGUCCUCGUUUGGUGGGAUCUUCUGUCACGUUCGUUUAUGAACGGGUCAGACCAACGCGCAGCGUGAUAUGCGUACAUGUUUAUUUUAAUGAAUAAACAACCGACAAAACAAUAAUGAAACGAAACGUGAAGUCCAAGGUAGAACACAAAACAUACCUACACAGAACAAGAUCCCACAACCCACUAGUGCCAAUAGGCUACCUAAGUAUGGUCCCCAAUCAGAGACAACGAGCGACAGCUGCGUCUGAUUGGGAACCACACCGGCCAACAUAGAUCUAGACCAGGGGUGUCAAACUCAUUUUAGCUCAGGGGCCACAUGGAGGAAAAUCUAUUCCCAAGUGGGCCGGACCGGUAAAAUCAUGGUAUAUAUAACUUAAAAACAACAACUUCAGAUUGUUUUCUUUGUUUUAAUACGAUCAACAUAAAACAUAAAGCUGGAGCCUGAGGACAGUGUGUCCAAAAUAGUACAAGCACAACAUCACUAUUAAUCAUAAAACACCUCAAGUUUAUUUGAAAAUUCUAAAGAAAAAUAACACACAAACACACAAUGCCUCAGUGAUUCACAGAACUGUUUCACAGAUCACAGAACUAUAUCAGGGUGUCAUUUCUCAGGCAGAAAUGUAGAUAAAAAUAAUGAAAUCCUGUUCCCCAAACAAGUGCAAGAACCACAGAGUCAAGAAUAGGUUAAAGAUAUAAAUAAAAUAAAAUCAAUUAAAAACAAUAGCACAUCAACAUAAAAACAUAUAAACAUAAAGCUGGAGCCUGAGGACAGUGUGUCCAAAAGCACAACAUCACUAUUCAUCAUAAAACACCUCAAGUUAUUUGAAAAUUCUGAGGAUAAAGAACACACAAACACACAAUGCCUCAGUGAUUCACAGAAGUAUAUCACAGAUCACAGAACUAUAUCAGGGUGUCUCAUGCAGCACUUUAAGUGGGGUUGCAUAGUUUAUUUGACUCCUGAUACCUGGCAUCUUUUAGCUUUCACCAGCGCAUCAAUAUCAGGCGUCACAUCCUGAGUGGCAGCCAACUUCAGGAUGUGAUUCAAGUGCUUGUGCGUGAGCCUUGAGCGCAGCUUUGUUUUAUUUAUGCUCAUUACAGAGAAAACUUGCUCACAAAGAUAUGUGGUUCCAAACAUGCACAACAGUUUUGCAGCGAGGGUUGUCAAGUUGGGGUAACCUGGCAAGAGAUUCUGAUAAAAUGUGUCCAAGCCAGCUGUGGCAAAUUUGCCCUUCAAAUCUGAGUCACACUGCAAGUCUAUUAUUUCAAGUUGGAUGCUGACGGGCAGAUCAGAGGGAUUCACGGUGAAUGGCGUUAUUUUAUCUUUGAACCGCUUCAUGCCUGUCACAUGUUGGGUCGCGCACACAUUUUUCAGACAGGGGAAGUGAGCUGCAUCACCACCGGCGAGUUGCAUCUCCCACAAUGACAGCUUCAACUUGAAAGAACGUAUGCUGUCAUAAUACUGCGUGACAACUUUGUUGCGCCCUUGCAGCUGUUUGUUCAAGUUAUUCAGGUGCUCUGUAACAUCCACCAUAAAUGCAAGGUCCUGCAUCCAUUCUGCGGAAUUAAAUUCUAACACUGGUUUGCCCUUUUCUUCCAUGAACUGUUCAAUUUCUUCUCGUAAAUCAAAAAAACGCCUCAGCACAGCAACUCGGCUUAACCAUCUUACCUCAGUGUGGUAUGGCAGGCCAUAGAUGUGGUCUUUCUCUCUGAGAAGGCUGUCAAACUGACGGUGAUUCAGGCUUCUGGAUCGGAUGAAAUUAACAGUUUGGAUGACCACCUUCAUGACGUUAUCCAUCUUUAAUGACUUGCAACACAAAGCCUCCUGGUGCAAAAUACAGUGAAAGUCAAAAAAUCACGUCCUCCAUUUGCAGAUUGCACUUUCUCUCUGAACUUUGUCACAACGCCUGCUUUUUUCCCGAUCAUUGAGGGCGCACCAUCUGUAGCCAGGCUGACAGCGCGGGACCAGUCCACUCCGACCCUGUCCAGCGCGCCGACGAGUGCGGUGAAAAUAUCAGCUGCUGUUGUUGUAUCUGUCAUCGGCACCAACUCCACGAACUCCUCGGUGACGGUCAAUGUGUCAUCAACUCCGCGGAUGAAAAUGGCCAGUUGUGCAACAUCUGUAAUGUCCGUGCUUUCAUCAAUUGCAACCGAAAACGCAAUAAAUGAUUUUACUUUUUGCUUCAACUGGCUGUCCAAAUCCACUGAAAGAUCGGAAAUCCUGUCUGCAACUGUGUUUCUUGUCAGGCUGAUAUUUGCAAAAGCCUGGCGCUUUUCAGGGCACACAAUCUCCGCUGCCUUCAUCAUGCAUGUUUUUACAAAUUCACCCUCACUAAAUGGUUUUGAAGCCACUGCGAUUUCAUUAGCAAUGAGGUAGCUAGCUUUCACUGCAGCGUCACUGAUGUCUCGGCUGUGAGUAAACACAGACUGCUGUUUCUUCAGACCCGCCAACAGUUCAUUCACCUUCUCUCUUCUCCGCUGUCCUUGAAAGUUGUCAUAUUUGUCCACAUGAAGACUCACAUAGUGGCGACGAAGGUUAUAUUCUUUCAGCACUGCAACAUGCUGUGAACACACCAAACAUACAGUUUUCCCAUUCAAUUCCGUGAAUAAAUAGGAGGAUGACCAUUUUUCUUGGAACACUCUGCACUCUGCGUCCACUUUUCUCUUUUUUGACAGAGACAUAUUGGGGCAAUGAGGGUGCCAAAGCACAUAAUGUUAAUAGUAGAAGCCGUAAUAAAUAUCGCGGGCAAAACAAAGUAGCUCAUCCGGACUGGCAGCACUUGCUUGACCUACUUGCUCUGCCCCGGUAUAAACAGUUUGCUUGCUUAACACAAUUGCUAUUGCGCCAUCCAGUGGACUCAAUUGGAACAGCAGUUUCUUUUAUUGAAAAAUUGCAGCGCAUUUUUAUACUUUACAAAAUCAUCUUGCGGGCCGGAUUAAACCCGUUUGCGGGCCUGAUCACGGGCCGGACGUUUGACACCCCUGAUCUAGACGAUCUAGAUCUAAACCUAGAAAAUAGAACAUAGAACAUACCACACAGAAAAUACACACCCUGACUCAACAAAUACGAGUCCCCAGAGUCAGGGCGUGACAAUUAUAAGUGAAAUAAUCUGUUGUUGGAAAAAUUACUUGUGUCAUGCACAAAGUAGAUGUCCUAACCAACUGGCCAAAACUAUAGCUUGUUAACAAGAAAUUGGUGGAGUGGUUGAAAAACGAGUUUUAAUGACUCCAACCUAAGUGUAUGUAAACUUCCGACUUCAACUGUAUAUAUUGAUUUGUUUAGCGCUUCUUUGGUUACUACAUGAUUCCAUAUUUGUUAUUUCAUAGUUUUGAUGUCUUCACUAUUAUUCUACAAUGUAAAAAAUAGUAAAAAUAAAGAAAAACCCUGGAAUGAGUAGGUGUGUCCAAACUUCGACUGGUAGUGUAUAUCUGUGUGCAAUAUAGUGCAAUGUUACUCCAUUUAAAAAGCACAUAUCCACACCACCACCAUUACAUACAGCACUAGUAGUAGUAGCAGCAGUAGAUAUUGUUGUCCUGCUGCUCAGAGUUGAGUUGAGGCCCUAGCCUCUCUGGUGGCAUGGCCUUUGCCCUGAAGGGCCGAGUUGGAGAGAGAGAAGACUGCCUGUGACAACCCAGCAAUCCCUGCUACUGAUGUACUCCCCACCGACGGGACACAUGCCUAUAAUUAUAGGAAGCAAGGCUCCUUCAGUCCCAAUCGGAUUCCGGCAGUGGAGAGCCCUGGACAACUGCAGGAACAAUAAGAACCCAGUCUCUCCAGGGCUGGAAGGGGUUCCUCCACAGUUUGACCCUACUGUGGAAGGCUGCUUAGCUCCAGACCUGCAGGGAGAAACCCAGGGUGGACUUUGAUGGUGGUGGCUUGUCCUCAGGCUGCUACCCGUAGUCUAAUUACACACUUACUUCAAUAGCGAUAAUCAUUGUUACACAAUCCACAGGCAAUCUACAGGCACGGCUGGACCGUACCCUUUUAAACAUUUAUGGUGUUUUCGCAGGUGCAAUGAGUGGAACAUUCCAAGCAGUUCAGAGUAGAGCCUCAGCGUUGUUUCUUUUAAGCAUACUACUAGAUGUACUGCAUAACUAGGACCAGGAGAUUUUCAUGGCCAUGUGUUUUUACCUGGAAAAACUCUGGGUUCUACGUUUUUCCUGGUCAGAUCAUGUGGACAGGAAAGACUCAUGCCUUUAUGCAUAACCAGAUGACUAUACAACCAGUGGUGUAAAGUACUUAAGUAAAAAUACUUUAAAGUACUACUUAAGUCAUUUUUGGUGGUAUCUGUACUACUUCUGUAAACUUUCACUUUUACUUCACUACAUUCCUAAAGAAAAUAAUGUACUUCUUACUCCAUACAUUUAUUCUGACCCCCAAAAGUUGUCGUUACAUUUUAGCAGGACAGGAAAAUUGUCAAAUUCAUGCACUUAUCAAGAGAACACCCCUGGUCACCCCUACUGCCUCUGAUCUAGCAGACUCACUAAACACAAAUGCUUUGUUUGUAAAUGAUGUCUGAUUGUUGGAGUGUGCCCCUGGCUAUCCGUAAAUAAAAAUUAAAAAUAUUAAAAUUGUGCCAUUUGGUUUGCUUAAUAUAAGCAAUUUGAAAUUAUUUAUACUUUUACUUUUACUUUUGAUACUUAAGUAUAUUUUUUGCAAUUACAUUUACUGUUGAUACUUACGUAUAUUUAAAACCAAAUACUUUUAGACUUUUACUGAAGUGGUAUUUAACCGGGUGACUUUCACUUUUACUUGAGUCAUUUUCUAUUAAGGUAUCUCUACUUUUACUCAAGUAUGACAAUUGGGUACUUUUCCCACCACUGUAUACAUUUACAUUUUAGUCAUUUAGCAGACACUCUUAUCCAGAGCGACUUACAGUUUUAGUGAGUGCAUACAUUUUCAUACUGGCCCACCGUGGGAAACGAACUCACAACCCUGGCGUUGCAAGCGCCAUGCUCUACCAACUGAGCUACAAACAUGAGCUGUGUGCAUAAGUCAUAUUUUCAUUGGAUUUAGCUUGAGGUAAAUAAAGGAAAGUAAAGGAUGGUGCUUAUUCAAGCCUGGUUGCCAUUUCAUGAAUGCAUGCGUGCGGCAGAUCUCUAAGAUUCAUGUGGUAUUCAACCAAAAAAACGUCUGUAAUUAAAUUAGUAACCAAAGCGUGGUGGCCGUCUCUACGUAUGAAAGGCCUCACUGUCCCUCACUGAUGGCUAGCUCUAAUUGCACUCGUUUGUCAUCAGCCUGUAGCUGAUAAACUGGUGGUUGAACGAACUUGCAUUAGAAAAACAUCCGAUGUGUUACAAGGUAAAUGUAGGCUUAGCUCCACCUGCCUCACCUUGUCUUACACCCACUCACCUAUCACAGAUGUGAGCUCUCUCUGCUGGGAAUAUGCCUUUGCAGAGCUAUAGCAGACGUGCCAGGGGAUUAUAGCUCCUCUCAAACAGAGAGUGAUUAAUGGUGAUGGAUAUAAUAUAGCAUAACUCCCAGCCAAGUAAUCGGCAUCCAUGUUUAUGUAUCAAAGUAAUUAUUCAUGGGAAGACUUUAUCAUGUUAACAGAUUUGACUGUACUCUAUAUAUUAUUUAGCAGUAUUUGCUAUAGACGUUGACAGGGUUAUGGAUGUCAAGAUAUGUCUGGUACAUAACUCCCUUACAUAAGAAAUUCUAUCAAUAAUGAAAUUGCAGGCUAUUUUUGUUAUCCAACAUAAUGCACCAAUAGAAAACUAUCACAUUCAGUCAUCAGUUUUGACAAAUAUGUAUCUCUCUCUGUAUCUGUAUUUAUCUCUGUAUGUACUCUGUACCUCCCUCUCUCUUUUAUUUCUCUCAUUCUAUCUCUCUCUCUCUCUCUCUCUUUCUUAUUCCCUCGUUCCCCCAAACAGAAGGGGUCUUGUGAUAAUCUAUGUCAUCUGCGCUGAGCACCAGAGCUGUCUGAUGCCCCAUUACAAACACAGAGAUUGUGCUGUGAUUUGGGAAAACAAACAGCAUUCAUUCCCACUCGUUUCCAUCUCAUUCCCUGUGGCAAACUCAACCCAGCUACUUGUUUUGGAGGGAAAAAAAUAAGGAAAAAUAAAACUACCAGCAUGAUGCUCUCAAAUUGCAUAUUGACGGAAGCAGUUAUAUGAUGGAACAUAUUUUAUUCCAGUGUUUCAGAUCACAUAAAACUGUAGUUAUUGCAGAUAAAUUCAAGGGGGAAUAUAUGGAAUAAUAUGAGUAUGCCUGCCUCUCGUACGUAAAUGAAUAGAUCAUAAAACUAAUAGGAAUGGUUUAAUCUUUGUGGCGUAAACAUUCGCAAAACCUUUGAAAUGUAUUUCGUCAUUUGCAGCAAACAUUUCUCAAAAGUCCAAUAAGUACCUGAGGGCAGGAAAAAGGAGGAUUAUUUUAAGGAUCUCAUACCUUGUGUUUUGUGUCAAUGCCAGAGGAACCUUUUGUGUUCUUCGAACUUUUGGAGACAGACUGCAUUAUAAACCUGUUUAUUCGUUUUGUCAUUCAACUUUGGUUGUUUGUCAUGGUGCUUUUAUCGGUAACACGUUACUUGACACCCAUGGUCAUAACCAUGUCAUAAUAUGUUAUAACAGCUGACAGAACUGUCAUAAUAUGGUCAUAAUACUGUCAUGACCCAUAUAUUUAUACCUGUUGUGACAUACAGUAUGUUGUGUCAUUUUAUGGCUGGUUAUGACACCUACAUAACAGUGUCAAAACCCACAUUUAUUCAAAUUAGUUUUUUCCCUACCAAGAAGUUUCCUUUUGUUUUGAAAGUUUGUUUCUUAAAUCCUUUGUUGUUGUUAUAAUGAAUUCUUUACAGUCAUGUUUUUUUCAUCAUAUUUUAAAUAACUUGUAGAAAAUACACUUUACGACACUGUCGUGAAGCAUUAUGACCAUCAUAAUCAUAUAAGCCAUGCCCUUAUAUCAGUCAAAAAGAGGGUGUUUUGUCCUGCUCCUGAAAUCCGCUCCUGCAUUCAACCCAGACAUCAGCAACAGAGCAUUGGGGUAGGUGCAUGUCUGACAUCAAUGUGUACGCAAUUACAAUGAUAAUUUAAUAUGGUCAAUUUCCCAAAACAUAAUAUAACAUCAACAUACUGUUGACACGUAGGCUAUGGUGUAAUGGAAUGUUUUGCCUUGUGUGGUAGGUUUUGUGGGUUUUGACACUCUUAUGUAGGUGCCAUAACCAGCCAUAACAUAACUACCUUGGUAGGUUUUGUGGGUUUUUACACUCUUAUGUAGGUGUCAUAACCAGCCAUAAAAUAACACAAUAUAUGUCAGAACAGGUCUAAAUAUAUGUGUCAUGACAGUGUUAUGACCAUAUUAUAACAGGUUACGAGAAGUUAUGUCAGCUGUUAUGACAUGGUUAUGACUUUGUCAUAACAUGUUAUGAUGCUGGGUGUCAAGUAAAUUCUUACCCUUUUAUCCAUCUCCUCCUCCGUUUUUUUUGUUCUGUGAAACAUUAUAUUCAAGGUUCCUCUCAAGAUUCAAGAUGCUCUUACAUGAGCACUGGAACCUAUUUUUCAUUUCAACAGAACAGCCAUUGGCUUUGUCUUUAUGUCCUGUAGAGAUAAGAGUGGGGUGAAUAUGUGGCCGUGACCAAAAGCAUUACUUUCUCAAAGUGCAUCUUGCGGGACAUGCAUUCAGCCAUGUCUUUGUUAUUUUACAAUGUUCCUCUUAUCUUUUGAUACUCCUCUCUUCAGUUAAGGGGAACAGAUAAAGGAACUUUUAUCAGGGUAGGACUGAAAAUGUACUAGUACAUAUCGAAGAUUGCCUCAAAAGUACAUCUGCUUUUUGUCAGUUUAACCAGUCUUCACAAAAUAAUGGAGUCAGGUUGAUGUAAGAAUUGCUAAUUAAAGACGAAAUGUUAAAUGGAUUAAAAUAUAUUUCUCAGAUCUGAAUUCAAUUUGUUCAAACUCAGUAUUAACUCAAAGUAAAACUUUAUCAAAUCACUUUUGGGAAUCUGUCUGAUUAUAAUUUUAACAUAUCCUCAAAGUACCAGUGACAUAUCCUUCAACCAAUUUCAUAUCCCAUAGGAGCAAAAGUAGUUUGGGUCUGUAGAGUGUCUCCUCUGUCCCCUUCCCUGACCCUACCCAUGGCUCAUUUUGGUUCAUAAGCAUGUCAGGCUAAACUUGAGCUCAUGCUCUCCAACCUCUCCUAGAAAAUCACCCUCAUCUCACAGUAGAAAGUUUCAGUACUACCAAGAUGACAGAAAGGGAUGCCUGAGGGGGAAUAAGAGACACGAUUUGCAUAGGAAAUAAUGCUUCCAUCCCACAUGAGGGAAAUAAAGGAACUCUGCCUUUGAGGAAUACAUUAUCCCCCCCACAGACUAGACCGUAACAAACAGUAGCAGGCUGUGGCAGUGGCAGUGGAGGUUAAUCCUCAGAGUUAAACACUGAGUUUGUGCUUGCUAAAUGGUCCUUAUUAAUGGUGCAUUUUAUCCCUGUGUCUCCCCUCCCCAAUUUGUUCUAUUCCCCCUCGAUCACUCUGGCUGACACCUUUUCUUUCUUUCUUUCUUUCUUUCUUUCUUUCUUUCUUUCUUUCUUUCUUUCUUUCUUUCUUUCUUUCUUUCUUUCUUUCUUUCUUUCUUUCUUUCUUUCUUUCUUUCUUUCUUUCUUUCCAUUCUCCAGGUCUGUGAUGCAGUGGCUGAACAGGGUCCAGUCCUUCCUCUACUGCAAUGAGAACAGUUUCUGGGGUACCUUCCUGGAGAGUCAGAGGAUGUGCGUGUGCCACACGGGUGUCACCCUAUGCCAGCGACCCAUCCCAUGUAUCAUCGGGGGCAACAACAGCUGUGCCAUGUGCAGCCUGGCCAACAUCUCUCAGUGCGGCUCCUGCAACAAGGGGUACAAGCUGUACCGAGGCCGAUGUGAGCCCCAGAACGUGGACUCAGAGCGCAGCGAGCAGUUCAUCAGCUUCGAGACCGACCUGGACUUCCAGGACCUGGAGCUCAAGUACUUGCUCCAGAAGAUGGACUCGCGCCUCUACAUCCACACCACCUUCAUAAGCAACGAGAUCCGCCUGGAGACCUUCUUCGACCCGCGGUGGCGCAAGCGCAUGUCCCUGACCCUGAAGAGCAACAAGAACCGGAUGGACUACCUCCACAUGAUCAUUGGGCUCUCCAUGAAGAUCUGCCAGAUGCGCAACAGCAGCAUCGACCCCAUGUUCUUUGUUUACGUGAACCCAUUCAGCGGCAGCCACUCAGAGGGCUGGAGCAUGCCCUUCGGCGAGCACGGCUACCCACGCUGGGAGAAGACGAGGCUGGGAAACUCCCAGUGCUUCAACUGGACCCUGCUGCUGGGCAACCGGUGGAAGACCUUCUUUGAGACGGUACACAUCUACCUACGAAGCCGCGCCAAGGUGCCCACUGGGUUGCGCAACGACACGGGCCAGGGUCCCGUGGACCUGUCCGACCCCAACAAGCGCCAGAUCUACAUCAAGAUCUCCGACAUCCAGGUGUUUGGUUACAGCCUGCGCUUCAACGCAGACCUGCUCCGCAGCGCUGUGCAGCAGGUGAACCAGUCGUACACCCAGGGGACCCAGUUUUACUCCUCCUCCUCCGUCAUGCUCUUGCUGCUGGACAUUAGGGAGCGGAUUAACCGCCUGGCCCCUCCAGUGGCACCCGGGAAACCCCAGCUGGACCUGUUUUCCUGUAUGCUGAAGCACAGGCUCAAGCUGAACAACAGCGAGAUGAUCCGGGUCAACCACGCCUUGGACAUGUACAACACAGAGAUACUGAAACAAUCAGAUCACCUGACUACCAAACUCUGCUGA